Messenger RNA from Pimephales promelas (fathead minnow), 771 nucleotides. Lineage: Eukaryota; Metazoa; Chordata; Actinopteri; Cypriniformes; Leuciscidae. The record is from RefSeq and is a predicted model, not a curated record.
AUACACAUGCAGCUCUAAUAAUAAUAGCGCAUAUAUUGAUUUAAUUAAAUCAUAACUUGCAUGAUUUAACAAGCGCACUAAGCCAUAUCUCGAUAUUAUUUCAUAUUGUUGUCGUAUUGUUAGUUUAACUCCUUCUAUUCUUUUCAUUUGUUUGUCGCUUUGGAUAAAAAUGCCUGCUAAAUGAUUAAAUGUAAAUUUGUACUUUGAAAUACUGUGCAGCUUACUGUAUUGCAGUGUGUUAAUGUGUGUUUGCGUGCAGGGUCAGCUGUCGGAUUUCUCCAAGCGGAGUCGCAGUGCAAAGUUUCGCCUCGUGCCCAAAUUCAAGAAAGACAAAAACAACAAAAACAAAGAGACGUGCGCCGCCCUCAACAUGCCAGUGAACACCUGGGGUGUAGAGGAGGUGGGCGUCUGGCUGGAGGUGCUCUGUCUGUCCGAGUAUAAGGAGAUCUUCAUCAGACACGAUAUCAGAGGACCAGAACUGCUUCAGCUGGAGAGGAGAGACCUGAAGGACCUGGGCGUGACUAAAGUGGGCCAUAUGAAGCGGAUCCUGCAGGGAAUCAGGGAUCUGAGUCGAAACAGCACAGCCAGCGAAGCCUAGACGCCCCUCAGCCAAUCAGAUGCCUCGUCCAGACGUGACCUAGCCUCACCCGGCCAAUCAGACGCUCGGUCACCACUGGGACCAGCCAUAUCGACCAAUCACAGUGUGCCUUCUGUUCUCCACCUCUGUGACAUCAUCGCCUUGGGGAACUCUGCUCGACUACCCACGAGAGA